CGAGCCUUGUCCUCCUCUCAUCUCCUUGAUUUUUUUCAAAAAAUUAAAAUUAUGGCGAAAAGUCCUUCACCUCCAAUCCAUCUCAUAGUUAUGUUGCUAGUAACAUAUUUUUUGUGCACCGUAGGAAAAUCAAAUGCGUUGACAUGCCCACUACCACCUGAACUAGCAACUAAGCUUCAUGUUGAUCCAGUAGCCAUAGAUUCAGCAUCUACUGAUUACGGUAACAUAGUCCAUAGCGAACCAGCUGCUGUUCUUUAUCCAUCGUCCAUUGAAGAUAUUCAAAGACUAGUAAAAUCCUCAUACAAUUGUCCCAUUCCUUUUGGUAUAUCUGUUAGGGGAAAUGGCCAUUCUGUUAAUGGACAGGACAUGGCUCGUGAUGGGGUAGUAGUGGAUAUGAAAAGUUUGAGAGAAAAUAAAACUGGGAUCAAAAUUAGGGUUUCUAGAAACCAUUUAUUCGCUGAUGUUGGAGGUGAGCAAUUAUGGAUUGAUGUGUUACACACCACCGCAGCACAGGGACUUUCACCUGUGUCGUGGACCGACUUUUUGUACCUAAGUGUUGGUGGUACGCUUUCUAAUGCUGGAAUCAGUGGGCAAACAUUUCUGCAUGGUCCUCAGAUUAGCAAUGUUUAUGAACUAGAUGUUAUAACUGGAAAAGGGGAGCUUGUGACCUGCUCUAAAAGAAAUAAUUCAGAUCUAUUUGAUUCUGUUCUGGGAGGUUUAGGCCAAUUUGGGAUUAUAACUAGAGCAAGGAUUGCUUUAAGGUCGGCACCAACAAAAGUUAGGUGGUCUCGAGCAUUUUACAGUAAUUUCUCUGAUUUUAUCAGAGACCAAGAAAGAAUAGUUAGGGGUGGCCACAGAGAUGUAGCCAAUUAUUUGGAAGGUUCACUUGUGUUGGAUAAUGGCACUCCAACUGAGUGGAUAACCUCCUUUUUUCAUCCAACUCAGCUCCCUCAAAUUAUGUCCUUGGUUAAAACAUAUGGUAUCAUCUACUGUCUAGAGCUUACCAAGUACUACUUCAUAGAAGAUAUAGAGAGUGAAAUAGACCAGGAUUUACAAGAAGUAUUCAAACACUUCGCUCAUGUUCCUGGUUUCAUCGAUGCAAAAUUUGUCUCCCAUCAAGAAUUUCUGACGAGAGUCCCAAAUGCUGAGAAUGAAUCACAGACACAUCCAUGGCAAAAUCUAUUUAUUCCCAAAUCUCGAAUUUCAGAUUUCAAUGUAGGUGUCUUGAGAGAUAUUGUUCUUAAAAGAAACAUCACCACAGGACCUGUCCUCUUUUACCCUUUGAACCGACACAAAUGGGAUGCUCAGUUGUCUGCAGUUAUACCAGAUGAAGACAUCUUUUAUACAACAUCGUUCUUGCAUACAGGUGGGAUUGAUAAUUGGCAGGUCUACGAAGAUCAAAAUAAAGCAAUUAUUAAAUUUUGUGAAGAAGCUGGUAUCAAGAUUGUGAAAUAUCUUGCUGAUUAUACAACCAUAGAAGAAUGGAUUAAGCAUUUUGGCUCAAAAUGGACAACUUUUCGAGAGAGGAAAGCAAAAUACGAUCCAAAGAAUAUCCUAUCGCCAGGGCAAAAAAUAUUCAAUGGCGUUUAGUGUUUGCACUUCUGGUCAUAAUCAUGUAUAUCAACAAAUAUCAAUUUCUUUUCUGUUUUCUUUUUUAUUUUAAUUUCUUCACUUCUUAUGAAAGCAGAGGAGGAGAAGAGUGAUAAUCUCCAUCAUGAUGUGAGACCCAAUAUUUGCUUUUGGCGUCUUGAAGCCGUUCUGUAUAUUGAAGUAGACAUGACAACCACACUUGUAAUUCAUAUGCAUAAAGCUAGAAAGCAAUUACCAA
Molecule: messenger RNA, 1828 nt
Organism: Populus euphratica (Euphrates poplar)
Lineage: Eukaryota; Viridiplantae; Streptophyta; Magnoliopsida; Malpighiales; Salicaceae
Product: cytokinin dehydrogenase 3-like
Exons: 5
Coding region: 52-1590 (512 amino acids)
Biological process (GO): cytokinin metabolic process
Molecular function (GO): cytokinin dehydrogenase activity; FAD binding
Source: RefSeq, a predicted model, not a curated record